AGGAAUAACGAAGCACUCAUGCGAAGUCUGCGCCGGCGUGUACAGCGGCGUGGGGACCCGACGUCGCGGAACUUACCGUGGGGCGACAACGCGUCCGUCCACUCGCUCUCUCCGCGCAGCGACAAGCUGGCGACUUUUGAUCUUCGGGAAUUAGACUCGGGUGGGAGCGCUUUAAAAGCCACGCAAUGCAGCGGACCAGUAAGAGGUUGGAUCCAGCCUCUUCUCUGCAUCAGUCUCCUUGCUCUUCUGCUUCUACCUCUAUCUCUUUCCUGUGACAGCGAAAGGCCGCACAAAGAACUUCAAGAGGAGUACAAGCUGGUCGUUGAAACGGAUAUCAACAACGCGAAUGAGAAUAUUGCAAACUUACUGCAAAACUCUUCCUGCCCAGCCCUGAAACACAAGUUACAUAACUGCACGGCAGACAUCAGAGAAUUUGUGAGCUCCCUGCACCUCCUAACCUGCAAAAUGAAGAAAUUAAGAAUAUCGCACACAGACGGACUGGUCAGGUCUGUUCUAAACUCAUUACGAUGCCCCUGUCUCGAGAAACCGACCAAAGAACCCACCGUCAGGUUGAAGAAGAGGACAGCAACGAGACAUAGAAGAAACCAGCGCAAAACAAGGAGGGACAGAAAAAAACUUUGCAGAUCCAAGGCAAUCCUGUUUGCCAUGACCAGAUGCUACCAGAUCCUGAACUCAAUGCUAAUGGCCUCCUGAGUCCAAACUCGAGUUCAUUGUGAUGCAAAGAAGUUGCACGCCCUUUUCCUCUUGCUACGCAGUGCUUCUCUGGAUUGUACGAGAGGAAACUUUGACUUCAUUUAUGCCGUGUCCUGUAUCCUGAAAAGUAGCAGUAUAUCUCUCUAGCAGCUGUUUCGGAUGUUGUGUGACUGUUGACUUCAGAUGGGUUUCCGAGGCACUAUCUAUUAAGCUAUCUGGAAAAGAUUCUCCAAAGGUCGUGGACAGUUUAGUGGACUCAUUGUACAGUGGAAAGUCCUUGAGAUGUGACAAAAAGUGUGCGUUGAACAGCACAAAGAAGGUCUAACAUGGCGGAAGAUGUAUUCAAAUGUUAAUCAUAAUGUAGCGCUACACACUUUUAAAAGAAAUGUUUUGUAAAUGCUUUGACAUUUAGUUGCACUAAGCAUUGAGAGCAUGAACAGGAAAUAUUAAGUUGCUUUAAUAUUUUUACUUUUAGUUUGGAACAGAGCAAGUGGCCUUGGCACAUUUUUCCCUGGGGAGUUGUUCUAGGCUUUGUGUCAAGUCAUUAAUACUCUUACAAUAUUGUGUUGAUUCACGAUACGAAGAUUGACAGGUUAAAAGCAUAUCCUGCCACAGAUGGCCGAGUUCCCCACACCCACACACACAGUGCUGGGAUACAUCUAACCAGCUUUCCUGUCAUUUGAUUGAUAAAGCUUUGAUUAAUGAUGGUUGCCUGCCUGAUUAAUCCUACAAGGAUUGUCCUGGAGAUUUGGAGGCCAAAUGUGUGGUUUUAUAUCACUUUCCUAUAAUCCCAUUUCUGCAUGGAAAGCUUUUGUACCAGAAGCUGUUUUAUGAUCUUGUCACUGACCAUUCACAACAUUAUCACGUAACUACUUGUUUGGUAUAUUCUUAUAAAAUAUAUUUUUUGGGAAA
Messenger RNA from Pungitius pungitius (ninespine stickleback), 1626 nucleotides. RefSeq lists its product as uncharacterized. The record is from RefSeq and is a predicted model, not a curated record. The coding region runs from base 19 to 714 and encodes 231 amino acids. The transcript has 6 exons. Lineage: Eukaryota; Metazoa; Chordata; Actinopteri; Perciformes; Gasterosteidae.